Anguilla rostrata (American eel) is the source of this 5341-nucleotide messenger RNA. RefSeq names its product NACHT, LRR and PYD domains-containing protein 12-like. NCBI's taxonomy places the organism in Eukaryota, Metazoa, Chordata, Actinopteri, Anguilliformes, Anguillidae. The transcript is spliced from 4 exons. The coding region runs from base 89 to 2428 and encodes 779 amino acids. The record is from RefSeq and is a predicted model, not a curated record. Gene Ontology annotation, molecular function: protein binding. Gene Ontology annotation, biological process: intracellular signal transduction.
AAUUCCCUGCUCACGGUUUUUACGUCGUUUAGACGAGGAGAAUUCAGAGAAACUUUCCCCCUUAAAACAGUCUCUCCUGCGCACUCUGAUGAAGCUGAAGACGACUGGAAAGUUGAAACUGUUUCAGAGCCAUCUGAGUCAGGUUUGCCCAGAAUGCUUACAUAGUCUUCCUGAAGAUCCUUCUGUACUGGAUAUGCACCCAGAAUGCACUGAGAGAGGGCAGGAGGAUCCUGAGGCCCUGUACAUAGUUGAGAAGAUGCUGGAGACCUGUGGCAUUGAGGGGUCUCUGAAGAUCACACUCCAUAUCCUGAGGAACAUGAAGAAGAAGGAUGUCACUGACCCACUGGAGAGAGAUGAGCAGCACAAUGAAUUCAAAGAAAGAGCCCAGCAGGCACUGAAAACUCAUCUGAAGAAGAGGUUUGAAUGCAUAUUUGAAGUUUUAGCAAAGCAGGGCCACCAAACCCUCCUCAAUGAGAUCUAUACAGAGCUCUACAUCACUGAGGGGGGAAGUAGGGGGGUCAAUGAUGAACAUGAGAUCAGACAGAUUGAGAUAGCAUGGAAGAAACAAACCACACAUGAGACUGCAAUCAUCUGCAAUGACAUCUUUAAGCCUUCACCUGGACAAGAGAAACCAAUCAGAACUGUGCUUACAAAGGGCAUCGCUGGCAUUGGGAAAACAGUCUCUGUGCAGAAGUUCAUUCUGGACUGGGCAGAUGGAAAAGCCAAUCAGGACAUUGAUUUCAUCUUCACUCUUCCUUUCCGAGAUCUGAAUCUGAAAAAGAAAAAGGAGAGAGAAUUUAGUCUCAUGGAACUUCUGCAGCAAUACUAUCCACAACUGAAAGAGAUCAAAAGUUUUGAAGGUGAUGAAGUCAAAGUUGUGUUCAUCUUUGAUGGUCUGGAUGAGUGUCGACUUCCUCUAGAUUUCCAAAGCAAUGAGAUUUGCUGUGAUAUAACAGAGUCAUCAUCAUUGGAUGUGCUGCUGACCAACCUCAUUAAGGGGAAUCUGCUUCCCUCUGCCCUCCUCUGGAUCACCUCCCGACCAGCAGCAGCCAAUCAGAUCCCUCCUGAGUGCGUCCACCAGGUGACAGAGGUACGAGGAUUCAAUGACCCACAGAAGGAGGAGUACUUCAGGAAGAGAAUCAUAGAUCGGAACAAGGCCAGCAAAAUUAUCUCACACAUAAAGUCAUCCAGGAGUCUCUACAUCAUGUGUCACAUACCAGUCUUCUGCUGGAUUUCUGCCACUGUACUGGAGACAAUGUUGGGUAAAGUAGGCAAUAGAAAAAUGCCCAAAACUCUGACUGAAAUGUACACACACUUCCUGCUCAUUCAGACUAAUGUGAAGAAUGAGAAGUAUCAUGGCACCAAUGAGACAACCCCAAAGAAAAUGUCAGCAUCAAAUACAGAAAUCAUCCUGAAACUGGGGCAGCUGGCUUUACUACAGCUGGAAAGGGGCAAUCUGAUAUUCUAUGAAGAGGACCUGAGAGAGAGUGGCAUUGAUGUCAGUGAAGCUUCAGUGUACUCUGGGGUGUGCACAGAGAUCUUUAAAGAGGAGUGUGGGUUGGAUCAGGAGAAGGUCUACUGCUUUGUGCAUCUGAGCAUUCAGGAGUAUCUGGCUGCCUUGUUUGUGUUUCAUUCAUGUGUGAAUGAGAACAGAAAUGUACUCAGAGCAGAAGAAUCAAAACCUCGCAGUGACAGAGUGCAGCUGUCUGAGUUACACAGGACUGCAGUGGAUCAGGCCUUAGAGAGUAAGAAUGGACACCUGGACCUUUUCCUCAGAUUCCUUCUAGGCCUCUCUCUGGACUCCAUUCAGACUCUAUUAGGAGGAAUACUGACACAGACAGGAAGCAGAUCAGAGAGCAUUGAGAAAACAGUAUUGUACAUAAAGGAGAGGAUCAAAAAAGAAUCUUCAGCAGAGAGGACCAUAAAUCUGUUCCACUGUCUCAAUGAACUGAAUGACAACUCUCUAGUGGAGGAAAUCAAAAAGUUCCAGAGAUCAGGAAUACUCUCUAAUGAAAAGCUGGAACCACACCAAUGUUCAGCCCUGGCCUUUGUGUUACUGAUGUCAGAGAAGAUCCUAGAUGAGUUUGACUUGAAGACCUACAAAACAUCAGCAGCAGGUCAUCAGAGACUGCUACCAGUACUCGGGAACUGCAGGAAGGCCAUACUGAACAGCUGUGACCUCACAGAGAAGUCCUGUGAAAUUGUGGCCUCUGCUCUUCAGUCAUCAAACUCACCCCUGAGAGAUCUGGACCUCAGCUACAAUAACCUGGGAGAUUCAGGAGUGGAGCUGCUCUGUGCUGGACUGAUGAGUCCAAACUGUAAACUACAGAGACUGGACCUCAGCCACAAUAACCUGGGAGAUUCAGGAGUGAAGCUGCUCUGUGCUGCACUGAUGAGUCCAAACUGUAAACUACAGACACUGGGGUGAGUAGUGCUGUGUACUGUGUGACCUUAACUAAAUAGAAUUAGUGAUUAUGGAUCUGUGCAGUGAAAUAUAGGGUUGCCAGGUUUGUGGUUCCUGACCAUAACAUAGGGUUUCAGUGGAGUCUGUAGUAUCAGGUCACAGGUGAUGACUGAAUGCUGAAUGCAUGAUUGACAUUGUAAAAUAUUGACCACUUCAGUACAGUAAUAUGUUUCACGUCUAUCAUAACAUAACAAAAAUAACAUAACAUAAUGACGAGAAUAGGCCAUUCAGCCUGACAUGCUCGCCAUUUUCCUACCUACCACUAGUGCUUGGUUUACCUACAAACUAGAUAGUAUCCAGCAUCGUAUCAAGCCCGGUCUUGACAACCCCCAGAGUUUCUGCCUCUACUACAUGACAUGCGCCAAGCUAUUCUACACAGUGACUACUCUCUGUGUGAAAAAAUACUUCCUAACGUCGGUGCGGAAUUUACCUUUUGCUAAUUUCCUUUUAUGCCCCCUCGUCAUACUAACAGAGCUGAACCUGAAGAAUCUCUUGUAGUUCACUUUGUUGAUCCCCUUUAUGAAUUUAAAAGACUCAAUCAAAUAACCCUGAGUCUACUUUUACUAAGCUUGAAGAAGUUAAGCAUCUGAAGUCUUUCCUCAAAACUUUUAUCUUUCAUACCAGGAACCAGUUUGGUUUCCCUUCUUUCUACCUUUUCCAGAUCCUCUAUAUCUUUCUUGUAGUACAGUCCCCAGAACUGCACACAAUUCUGUAAGUGUGGUCUGACAAAGGUAUUGUAUAAAAUAAGUAUAACUUCCUUGGAUUUACAGGGCUCCAGACUAACUUUUUACAUUGGAUGCACUGGUGCGCCUAACUUUUUCAUUUAGGUGCACCAGCACAUAAUUUAGUUAGACCCAAAAUUUUUCACCGUGCCUUUUGGCAGCAUAAUAAUACAUUUUAAGUGUUACCUUUUUUGUCAGUUCCCAUACACAUUGGUAAUUUCUUAACACAUUAUGUAAAUGAUUGUAAACAGGAAUAAAGGUGCAGAUAAAUGUUUUCUCUUUAUUUAAUUCACAGCACAAACAAGAAAAUGCAAUAACCUCAAUUGUUUAAAAAAGAAACUUAAAAAGUGCUGAUGUUUAAAGUGCUUGACAAACUCAAAUAAAUAAAUCAAACUCAAAUAACUCAAAUAAAAGUGUUCGCUGCUCCCGGAGGAGUACAGGGCGCGGUUUCACACAUACACACUAGUGAUGCGCGGAUCGGCUCUGACGUCAUCCGAAUCCGCAUGUAUGCAUAAAUCAUCCACCCGAACAAAUUUUUUUCUCCGAUUUAGAGACCCGCACCCGAUCACACAUUACCGCUAUUUCUCAUUAUUUCACAGCUGUUGCAUAUGACAUACCCACACUUGACUCGUCAUUCACUAAAUCGCUCCCACACGGAACUUUUCUGCCCUUCCUUUUUUUAAUUCUCCUUUUUUAUUUUUCUCUCUGAUUUUUUUUGCCUCCAUUGCUGCUUAAGACAAAUGGACGCCGCAAUUGGCACAACGAGAGUCUAGUCUGCUAAUUCACGCCUGACGAAAAAUGAAGCUUAAAAUAUGUUCACAUUGUAGAGAAUGUAAUUAAUAUUUUCCUCAUUAAUGAUGUAUUAUUUCACCCACCCACAACCCAUCCGCUAUUAAUCAGAAUGUUAUUUUUUAUGACUCGGCCCACCCGAUCCGCAGAUUAACCGUGGUGCCCGCGGAUAUAACUGCGAUCCGCACAUCACUAAUACACACAUGCCUUAUUUUUUUCCACACGCAUUCAGCGAAGAAGAAUAUCAGGGUCAGAGCCAAUCAGAGGCAGAGUAGGGGCGGGUCUUCGCAGAAUGCGGGUGGGAAAAAAAUAAUGCUACACACACAGAGAGACAGACCUGCUAAAUGUCAGGUGCACCGGUGCGACCAAUGAAAAUGUUUAGUCGCACUUGACAGAUUUUUGGUUGCAUGUUCACCCAAAAUGGUCGCACUUUGGAGCCUUGAUUUAUACUCACUGCUAUCCUAGCAUCCUGUUGGCUUCUUUACUGCAACAGCACAGUGCUUAGAACCUGAAAGGUUUUGAUCAACUAUUACUCCCAAAAUUGAGCACAUUCCAAUGUCGUUCCUCCCAUAAAGUAAUCUAGCCUGAUGUUUUUAUUUCCCACAUGUAGAUCUUUACAUUUGCAAGGUUUUCACCGACUUCUGGAUUCACUUCUGCCGUAUAUUGCAGUCUUCAUCCAUCCCCAUUAUUCACUACCUGCUCUGCACUCUAAUGAAAUCCAUAUUUACACUAGAGCUACCGGGGUUACUGCAUUACCGUGGAAACGCAGUCAUGUGUUGACGACAGGGAAACUUAAUGCUACAGGGCAUAGGUGGCUUGCUGCCCUAGCCACAUACGAUUUUGAAGUAUAAUAUCGCCCUGAGAAGGUCAAUGUUGAGGCUGAUUUGCUUUCCCGAAACUGGACACACUGAGACGUGGAGAAACCUUUCACAGGGUGAUGUGAAGGCGAUUUGUGGUUGUGUGCAUGUGCAGGAGUCUAGUGACAGUGAUGUGCACUUGGCAGACAAACUAGGUGUUCCAGCAGAAGGCGUUCCUGAGCUGUAUGCUUUUGCAACUCAUCUCAAUUUGGGUCAGCUAGAACAGUUCACCCGAGAAGACUUGCGAGAAGCGCAGCUAGAGGACAGUGUUCUCAGAGUAGUUAGAGAGGCUUUGAACACAGGUCAGUGGCCGGCAAACUAGAGCUGCCGCGGUUACUGCAUUACCGUGGUAACGCAAUCACGUCACGUCCACCGCAGAGUCAAGCUGAUCACCGCUUCACCGCUGGGUUUUGUUUUUUUCCUGUUUAUUUUAGGCCAAUUGUUUAUGUUCCAAUUUUUACUUGUAAAAGUUGUGAUCUGAAAUAAAUGCAAUGCAAUUUUUAAAAUAA